CAGUGUUUAGUGUAUCCUCUUCGAUCAAAGUAGAGGAGGAAGAAGAAGAAAAUGGGAACCCUAGGCCGAGCAAUAUACUCCGUCGGCUUCUGGAUUCGCGAAACCGGCCAAGCUCUUGAUCGUCUCGGCUGCCGCCUCCAAGGCAACUAUUACUUCCAAGAGAAACUGUCUAGACAUCGAACUCUGAUGAACGUAUUUGACAAAGUACCUGUGGUUGAUCAUGACGCAUUUGUCGCUCCCAGCGCCUCCAUCAUCGGGGAUGUUCAAGUCGGUAGAGGAUCUUCUAUCUGGUAUGGUUGUGUUCUCAGAGGUGAUGUGAACAGUAUUAGCGUUGGAUCGGGAACUAAUAUACAGGAUAACUCGCUUGUGCAUGUGGCGAAGUCUAAUCUAAGUGGGAAGGUGUUGCCAACUAUAGUUGGGAACAAUGUUACUGUAGGUCAUAGUGCUGUUCUUCAUGGAUGUACUGUUGAAGAUGAGGCUUUUGUUGGUAUGGGUGCAACACUUCUUGAUGGUGUCGUUGUUGAGAAAAAUGCCAUGGUUGCUGCUGGUGCCCUCGUAAGACAGAACACAAAGAUACCUGCUGGAGAGGUUUGGGGAGGCAAUCCUGCAAAAUUUCUCAGGAAGCUAACUGAUGAAGAGAUAGCCUUUAUCACGCAGUCAGCCACCAAUUAUUCUAAUCUUGCACAGGUUCAUGCUGCUGAGAAUGCUAAGCCUUUUGAUGAGAUUGAGUUUGAGCAGGUACUUCGUAAGAAGUUUGCUAAUCGGGAUGAAGAGUAUGACUCAAUGCUGGGUGUUGUUCGUGAAACUCCACCUGAACUUGUUCUUCCAGAUAAUGUCCUACCAGAUAAAGCACCCAAGGCAGCUUGAGGAACAACAUCACCUGAAAUUGCGGAGGCACUAGGUAUGCGGCAUAUGCCAUUAUGAUUGCUUCUCAACUUGGACUAAGCAAUAUUAUUAUUGAAGGUGAUUGCUUAAAUAUGAUCUCUGCAACUCAAGGCAAAAAGAAUAUUCCGUCAGCAAUAGAAGUUAUAAUUCUUGAUACCGUUUGCUUAUUAUCGUCUUUUAUUACUUGCGACUUUGAAUAUGUUAAGCGAAUUUGUAAUUGGAUGGCACAUGAAGUGGCUAAAAGUUCCUUAAAGUCUCCUUUUUAUGAAUUAUUUCAGUAAAUACCGUUAUUUAUAUCUAA
Molecule: messenger RNA, 1186 nt
Organism: Mercurialis annua (annual mercury)
Lineage: Eukaryota; Viridiplantae; Streptophyta; Magnoliopsida; Malpighiales; Euphorbiaceae
Product: gamma carbonic anhydrase 1, mitochondrial
Exons: 6
Coding region: 52-867 (271 amino acids)
Source: RefSeq, a predicted model, not a curated record